UACUCUAGCCAUCUUCAUGUUGACAACCCAUUCCUAUCACUCAAUAGCCACAGACCAAAAUGGCUCUUAAUCACUUGCCCUUUCUUGUUUUGUUGGUUUUAACGUCAACCCCUUCCUUUGCUAGCGCGGAUGACCGAACGAAAACUGUGGAAUUCAACGUAAAACCCGGUGGAGUGGUGCACACGUUCUCCGAGAAAAUGAAAGAUUAUGAGUGUUCAUUCACUUAUGCAUCACAAGGGGGAACUAAUGAGCAAUGGCUGAUGAGUGUGGGGCUGAGCGAUGAUGAUGGCCUGUUCUCCUGCUCUGUGUGGAGACCUCAGGGGAAGUCCUACCUGUUUUUCACACAGUUUAAAGCAGAGCUAAAAGGAGCCAAGAUUGAAUAUGCUAGUGCAUAUUCCCAGACUGCAGCAGGAGGACAGAGGGAUGUGACAUUGAGGGAAGAUGAAUUCACUGUGGGAGAUUCUACAGUGACCCACACAGACGGGAAGUUCCGCGCUGAACUCUCCAAACUGACCGUUAUUGGUCGGACUCGACAUGACGAGCUCUGAUUGGUUGGAAAGUUUAAUGGCUGUUGUGAUGUAGUCCAAAUGUGACAUCAAGGCGAGCUCUCGAGGCAGGCCAUUGUGCUCCACUGUUCACAACAGUGGCCGAUGAAGGACUGCGAUCAAUCACAAUGGACGCCACAGUAAUCAGGAAGAGCCUGCGAGCAUGGAGGUCUACAACUCUGCUGUUGAAUUAAUCUAUAGUUUUUUGUUUUUGAGAAAUGUGGCAUACAUGGGGAAAUUCAUUCAGUUCCAUACUGUAAGUGAAUGUAUAUGGGGAUGUAUGAUCUUAGCAGGUGUAGAGAGCAGACGAUUUAUCAUAGUCUUAUGCUAAGCCAGGGAAAUAUGAGUGAUAUGUUGUUUUCAUUAAUGUAUACAUGUUUCUAAGCUGCUGCUUCUCUAAGAAAGCUAGUGGUUAAUACAGAGAUUAGUGCAGGCAACCCCUUGUCUAUGUGUUUUGGAUCUAAAUGGAGCUCCUAAUACAGACCAACCAGUCACCAUUAAAUUAAAAUGUUCCCCCCUCAUCUUACUGACAGUCUUAAUGAAGCUCACUGGGCCUUUAUAACCGGUACUGAUUUGGCCCAUCAGGAUUAUAGAUACGUUCCCUUGAUGUGGAGGACUGUGGUCUUAUCAGCACGUACCAUAUCCCUUCAGGCUCAUCCCUGUGUGUCUGGAAUAGUCCCUCCCUCAGCGUUGACCAUAGAGUCCCUCUUCUCACCAGCGACUGUCCCUCGGGUCCAGACAGGAAAUGCCACAAGGCACUAACAGGCAUCGAGAGAGAGAAGCGGAAAGUUACUUAUUUUUUACGUUUUAUUUUCAACUCUUUAUUCUGAUUCAAAAUGUGCAACUGAUACUUCAAUAAAAGUCAUGUUUCCUGCGAAUGCAGAAUGUGUGUUCCCA
Messenger RNA from Esox lucius (northern pike), 1442 nucleotides. It is a transcript of the gene mydgf, whose product is annotated as myeloid-derived growth factor. The transcript has 6 exons. NCBI's taxonomy places the organism in Eukaryota, Metazoa, Chordata, Actinopteri, Esociformes, Esocidae. Bases 60 to 548 code for a protein of 162 amino acids. The record is from RefSeq and is a predicted model, not a curated record. Gene Ontology annotation, biological process: positive regulation of endothelial cell proliferation; positive regulation of angiogenesis.